Messenger RNA from Phlebotomus papatasi, 4446 nucleotides. RefSeq lists its product as uncharacterized. The record is from RefSeq and is a predicted model, not a curated record. NCBI's taxonomy places the organism in Eukaryota, Metazoa, Arthropoda, Insecta, Diptera, Psychodidae. Gene Ontology annotation, molecular function: nucleic acid binding. The coding region runs from base 1 to 4446 and encodes 1481 amino acids. The transcript has 4 exons. Gene Ontology annotation, biological process: DNA integration.
AUGUCGAAAGACGAUACAGAAAGUUCAGCAAGCCCAAUGAAUCCUGGGGUGAAGCAGCCUGAUCCUUUGAAAGUGGAACCUGAUAUGGAGAUGCACAUAACCUGGAAACACUGGGAAAAUUUGUUUUCAUGGUACUGCAAAGCUAUCCAGCUUAAAAAGUCCCCAAAGGAAGUGCAAGCAGCAGUCCUAAUGACUGUAAUAGGCCCCGAGGUGACAGAUAUUUUCGAGUCUUUCAAUUUGUCCGAGUCAGAGAAGGGAGACAUGGAUGUCAUACUGAAAAAGUUCAGAGAAUAUUUCAGUCCGAAAUGCAACGAGAUCUAUGAGUCUUACCAAUUCUUUCUCAUGAGACAAAAUCCUGAUGAAAAAUUUCACGACUUCUUGGUACGAGUACGUGUUCAGAUAAAGAAAUGCAAUUACGCAGCUGGCGUAGUUGACAGACUCAUUCGAGACAAAAUUGUUUCAGGAUUGAGUUCAGAGAGACUUAAAGAGAAACUACUUGCGGCUGACAAUCCCAGUUUGAAUGAGACUAUAAAAGUUUGCCAGGCGUAUGAGCAGGCCAGUCGACAGAUGAAAAAGAUGAAUUCUGAAAAAACAGAAAAUGAAAUCGCUGCUGUCGAAAAGUCAGGGGAUUCUAAAUCUGCCAAGAGUAAAGCAAAGGGACAUGUCAAAGAGGCUUGUAGAUCUCGUCGCAAAGUGCAGAAGGUUUCCCAGGAGGAUGAAGAGGACGAAGAUGAAUCAUCUGAUGAAGCUGAAGUGGAAGAAUUGAAAAUUUUCUCUGUCACGGGCAAACAUUCCAGUGAUUGGACCGAAGAGCUCCAGUAUCAAAACAAAAAAUUCAGGGUAAAAAUUGAUACCGGAGCAGAAUGUUGUGUGCUGCCGAUGAAGAUCUUGAAGCGCUUGGGAGUGGAAAAAGUGACAAAAACUGGAGUGAAAAGGCUUAUUUCAUAUGAUGGCGGUAGUAUUGACGUUGUUGGAAAAGUGAGGUUACAGUGUCUUGUCAGAGGGAAACCUAUUAAAGUUGUGUUUCAAGUGAUAAACAAAGACUGUACCCCUGUGAUUGACGGAGAUACAUCAACCAGAGCUAAAAUUAUCCAGAGAGUGAGUUCAGUGAGAGAAGACAUUUUUCAAGGAUUGGGAUGUGUGAAAGAUUUCGUUUACGACGUCGAUUUAUGUGACAAUCCCAAGUGGCAGAUUCAUAAGCCCAGAACAAUUCCUCACUCAGCUCGUGACGACGUGAAGGCAGAAAUUGACAAAAUGGUCCACAUGAAGGUAAUCCAACCCUGCACAGAGCCCAGAGAGAUGGUAUCUCCACUUGUGAUAGUACGGAAAAACGGCAAGUACAGAGUUUGCAUAGAUUUAACGGAUGUCAAUAAGAAUAUCAAACGAAGGCAUUUUCCACUAAGAACUCUUGAUGAAAUUGUAGCCAGAAUAUCCGGAAGCAAGAGAUUCACGAAGUUGGAUUGUACAAAGUGUUUCUGGCAGCUAAAAGUGUCCGAAAAGACAUCAAAGAUUCUCACCUUCACAACUCCUUGGGGAAGAUAUGAAUGCUUGCGUCUUCCAUUUGGUCUUGCCUCUGCGCCCGAGAUAUAUCAACAAAUCAUGGAAGGUAUGCUUGGACACCUGGAAGGUGUUGAAGUUUCGAUGGAUGACGUGUUGAUUCAUGCAGAGACACCGGAAAAGCUGGCUGAGAUCACAGAAAAGGUAGUUCAGAUUCUUUCAAACAAUGGGCUCAAAUUGAAUAAGGAAAAGUGUGAGUUUAAUCAGUCAAAAAUUAAAUUUCUGGGUCAUGUUUUUACUGAAAAGGGGUUGGAGGUCGAUCCUGAAAAAGUUGAGGCAAUAAAAAACUUGAGAAUUCCAAAGGACAAAGAGGCAUUGCAGAGGCUUUUGGGCGCUGUCACUUAUUUGGGGAAAUUUGUACCAAACCUGUCUCAAAUAACUAGUCCUUUGCGAGAGCUUCUCAAGAAAGGUACAGCGUGGCACUGGGAAAUUCAACAUGAACAAGCGUAUCACAAAAUUAUCGAGGCCUUGGUCAAUGCUCCGGUGCUUCAAUUUUAUGACGUCAAGGAAGAUGUGACACUUUCCGUCGACAGUUCGUCUAAAGCUUUUGGAGGAGUGUUAAUGCAGAACGGACAUCCAGUAGCAUAUGCGUCUAAAUCCCUCACCUCUAGUGAGCAAAAUUGGCCCCAGAUUGAAAAGGAGGCUGCAGCGAUCAGGUAUGCUUGUGCAAAAUUUCAUGACAUGAUUUGGGGCAAGAAAAUUGUGAUUGAAACUGAUCACAAACCCCUUGAGAGCAUUUUUAAGAAAACACUUACCCAAGCACCUCCACGUCUUCGCAGAAUUCUAUUUGAUGUAAAACCCUACAAUCCCACUAUUGUCUAUAAGCGUGGCAAAGAUAUACCGCUAGCAGAUGCUUUAAGCAGGGACUCAGAAGGUUCAGGUGACGGUAAUUCUGAGGAGCAAUGCGAAGUAUUACUUACUCUUUGUCUGCACGGGGGAGCAAAGGAGCGAUUCACGAAAGCUACAGAUGCUGACAAAGAAAUGCAAACCUUGAAAAAAUUUAUCCUCAAAGGUUGGCCAGGAAGUCAAAAGGAAGUCCCAGCAAUUAUCCGACCCUACUUCACGCACAGAGAUGAAAUUUCUAUGGCAGAGGGGUUAAUAUUCAAAGGUGAUAGAUGCGUGGUGCCACCAUCAGAACGAAAAAAUGUUCUUAAGAACAUUCACAAUGGACAUUGGGGCAUUCAAUCGUGCUUGAGAAGAGCGAGAGAGUUUGUUUAUUGGCCCAAGAUGAAUGAAGAAAUCUGUGAGAUGGUCAAUAGAUGUUCAGUAUGCGAAAAACAUCAAAAUUUGCCACCCAGAGAAGAACUCAAGAUGAAAGAAAUUCCCAAAGCACCGUUUCAGAUCGUGUCAACAGAUCUAUUCAGUCUUAAUGGAGAUGAAUAUGUACUCCUGGCUGAUUCUUUCAGCGGGUAUUUCGAUUUUAAGAAGCUCAGGACCACUUCAUCAGAGGCAGUCAUAACUUUUCUUAAGGAGAAGUUUUCGGAUUGGGGUAUACCAGAACAAGUUCAUUCAGAUGGAGGACCGCAAUAUGCAUCUCGUGAGUUCAGGCAGUUUUCCGCAGAUUGGGGGUUUGAGCACAUCAUAUCGAGUCCAUAUUUUCCCCGUUCAAAUGGCUUGGCUGAAAGAUAUGUACAAACAGCCAAGAAAAUGAUUAAGAAGUGCAUUGCUGACAAACAGGAUAUACGUUUGGCACUUCUUAUGUCCAGGAUAACACCGGGAAAUGGUCUCAAGUCCGUCGGAGAAAGGAUUUGUGGGAGAAAAUUGAGAAACCCUAUCUCAUUUGAGCGAUUUAGUUCCCCACAAUUGGAACAGCAAAGCGAAGUGCUGUUGAAGGCAAGAGAGAAACAGAAGAUAAACUCAGACAGAGGGGUCACUGCGAAGAAGCAUAAGCCUUUGUGUGUGGGUGAUCGAGUUCGAGUAAAGGAGUCAUCUGGGAACUGGAAGUUUGGUAGGAUCAAGGAGAAGUGCACAGAGAGAUCCUACUUAGUAGGUCUCGAUGAUGGCAAGACAAUACGAAGAAAUUCGAAGUUUAUUCAUCCUACCAAAGUAGAGGCUUCUAUCGUCUCAGAGCCUGACAACAGUUGCCUGAUUGACAUUGUUCCUGAUCGUACCACACCUGAGCGGGUUGCAGCGUCUCCUCAACACCAAUCACCACCUCCGGGAACACCACGAUCCCGUUUUGGAAGACCUAUUCAGGCUGACCGCCUCGCAGUGGCAGGAGCGAAGACCGUAUUCAUCGGUCCCGAGCCUGCCGUGGGAGUGUCGCCCCAAAUGAAGAAAACCAUCAUUGGGGAGGAUUUACUCGCACAACAUCAAGCGGUCUGGGCGGCUACAGGCAACUGUCGCGUGUCCAGACUGUUCAUGCCACUUGUGGACAGGAAAAGGACGGAGUACCUGGUGAGCAGUAACCGCUGCAAAGCGCGGCGAUUUGCUGAUCUUCUCACUGGACACUGUCUAAACAAACACCUCAACAGAUUGGGUGUUGAGUGUAAUCCAAUCUGCAGAGGUUGUAACAACGCUGAGGAAACGGUCCUACAUUACGUAUGUGACUGUCCCAGCCUUUACAACACCAGACGAGCGCUACUUGGAAAAGUGGUGCUCGACUGGAAUGAUCUACCAAAAUUGAAGCCGGCUUGUCUAAUGGAAUUUAUCCGAAGGACUGGCUGGCUCAAUACACAAAACCCCUGGCGAGUCGGCGAGGACAUCGUGCACAAGGAGGAUGGAGCGGCUGAAGCUGAGGCUGGAGCUGAAGGUGUAUGGAUGGACGCCGCUUGCUGCCCCCAGAAUGAAUCUAUCUAUCUAUCUAAUCCUGCAGAGCCCAAGGAUACGACAAUGCUGCAACAAUGUCAGGUGUUCAUGGUGGAGUUCAGAGAAAAAUUUUGGAAAUAA